AUGCGGAAACCGCGUCAAGAUCCCAAUGCGGAACGAGUUCGGACCCACUUGUUUUUUUCAUCUAAGGUCCCGCGCAAUCCAUCGAGACGAAGACGACGUCCUCGCAAUAAGCUACACCAGCUGAUGCACCGUAAGGAUGAAAUGGUACAAACGGCACCAGCCGAAUUGGAGCCGUCAUUGUGGUUCGGUAAUCAAAGAGUACUUCAUUUCGGUCCUAUGGCGCAACGUGAUCCAUUUUUCUACUACUAUCCAAAAGGAUGGGAUGUUCUGUAUCCAGCGCACUUCGGUUUUUUUCCUUAUCGGGCAACGAAAUUUCGAGGAUCUUCGUCUGCAAUUUGCAUAAGCGCAUUUGGCAUCUUCUUGUCAUUAGGUGGUGCUUUAAUGUUGCUUUUGGCACAUUUCUCAAUGGAUAAUUCUCCAUUGUUUAAUCUGAAAUAUUAUUAUCAAAAGCCGAUACAAUUAGCUGGUUCAAUUUUCCUCAUUAGUGGUGGUAUCCUCGUGCUGGUAUCACUUGUCUGUGUAAUAUUAUCGGUUAAGAUUUUAAGUGAGGAUAUCGGUGCUGAACUUGGACGACCACGUUUCACAAUUUUGAAGCGAUCUGUAAGGUCGAUGCCACCACCCGCAUAUCCAGUUUUGGAAAACAAAUAUACUCAAAUGAUGGUGUUCAGUCCGAAAUCAGAGUUGAAAUUAUAUCCACCUGUAAUGCCCGGUUGUUCGACGUUGUCGUUACAUGACCGAUCGUCGAGCUCCUGUUUUGCUAGCCCAUACAAUACUUUACGCGCCGUUUCUACAACAGUACAAACGGACAUUGUAAAAGAAAAUCCACGAGCUAGUUCGUUGUCGGGUACUCGAAAACUUUCGAAUGAUUCUGUGCAAGCUCCACGUCGAGCGAAAAGCGUAGCUGCUUCUUCAACAAGAAUAGAAAGAAAUCGAUAUACUUGA
This is a messenger RNA of Cercopithifilaria johnstoni, 942 nucleotides long. The record is from the annotation of a GenBank genome assembly. NCBI's taxonomy places the organism in Eukaryota, Metazoa, Nematoda, Chromadorea, Rhabditida, Onchocercidae.